AUUCAGGUAGUACGGUCUUUGUGGAGGACAGAGGAGAGAGAGGGCGAGAGAGGGAGAGAUUUACAUAGGUAAAGGCGAUACGAGCACAACGAGACGGGCGAGCGGAGAGGGACGGAAGGGUAGAGUAGAGGAAGGAAAGGGACAGAAAGUGCAUUGACUGCAAGCUGAAGGUGAUUUUUUUUAAGCUGGAUGGAAGCGGGUGCAAAAGUGUCACAAAGAUCUAUGGGUUCUGGAUGCUGACUGGGACUUUGGAUUUGAACCCAUCUGGGAUCAGCCAAAGCUGGAGCAAACCUCACUGGAGGGAAUCCUGCGGAUACACCACUGGCCCUCGCUAGAGUGUGUGCAAGGGGUCUCUGUCCCCGUCGGGGAGGCGUGCCGCACAGACGGACGAACGUGUGUGUGUGUGGACGUGUCUCUGUGUGUGAAAUCCCCCUAUGUCCUUCUUUUUGUGGCUGUGUGUGCACCAGGGCCCAGUAUAUGGAUAGAAGCUCUCUGUUUCAGCUCAUACAAGAGCAGCUGGACCCAGAGCAGACUGGUUUCAUAGCAGUGGAGAAUUUCACCAGUCUAGCUGAGCACCAUGAGUUACAGCUGGACCCCAGUAAACUGGAGAUGCUGCUGGCGCUGGUACAGAGCAACGAACACGGACACGUCUGCUACCAGGAGCUCAUAGAACUGCUGAACAGCAAGCGCUCCAGUAGUUUUCGCAGAGCCAUUGCAAAUGGGCGUCGCACACUGCAGCGAGAGAUCCUAUUGGAUGAGACGGGGCUGGGCGUGUACAAGCGCUUCGUGCGCUAUGUGGCCUAUGAGAUUCUGCCAUGUGAGACGGACCGCCGAUGGUACUUCCAUCAGAACAGAAUCUGCCCUCCUCCUGUGUUCAUGGCCAUCAUUACCAUAGUACAGAUCAUAGUGUUUAUGUGUUACGGUGUGAUGCUCAAUAAAUGGGUGUUGCAAACGUACCAGCCGGAUUUCAUGAAGAGUCCGCUGGUGUAUCAUCCCGGACACCGCGCGCAAAUCUGGAGGUUCUUCAGCUACAUGUUCAUGCAUGUUGGGUUAGAGCAGCUGGGCUUCAACGCUCUUCUCCAGCUGAUGAUUGGAGUUCCUCUGGAGAUGGUUCAUGGGAUCCUGAGGAUCAGUCUGCUGUAUAUGGCAGGAGUCGUCGCUGGUUCACUGACGGUGUCCAUCACAGAUAUGCGAGCUCCAGUGGUCGGCGGGUCCGGCGGGGUCUAUGCUCUCUGCUCAGCACAUCUCGCCAACGUUGUCAUGAACUGGGCCGGAAUGAAGUGUCCAUACAAGUUGCUGCGGAUGAUUCUUGCACUUGUUUGCAUGAGUUCUGAGGUGGGCCGUGCCGUAUGGUUGCGUUUCUCUCCGCCGCUGCCCUCUUCCGGUCCGCAGCCCAGCUUCAUGGCUCAUCUGUCGGGCGCAGUGGUGGGCAUCAGCAUGGGGCUGCUGAUCUUGCGGAGCUAUGAGGAAUCUCUGCAUAAACAGUGCUCCUGGUGGGUGCUCAUCUUCUCCUUCAUCACCUUCCUCCUCUUCGCCAUCUUCUGGAACAUUUUCGCUUACGAGCUGCUCGGGGUUCAGAUCCCGCCCCCUCCCUGAUGACACGC
This is a messenger RNA of Rhinichthys klamathensis goyatoka, 1604 nucleotides long. RefSeq names its product rhomboid, veinlet-like 1 (Drosophila) (gene rhbdl1). The transcript has 8 exons. Gene Ontology annotation, molecular function: serine-type endopeptidase activity. The record is from RefSeq and is a predicted model, not a curated record. Gene Ontology annotation, cellular component: membrane. The coding region runs from base 478 to 1596 and encodes 372 amino acids. Lineage: Eukaryota; Metazoa; Chordata; Actinopteri; Cypriniformes; Leuciscidae.